AUGUCUUGCAUUGACUUCUCCCGGCCUGGCCCCCACGCCUUGAUCUUGGUGACCCAGGUGGGACGCUUCACCGCCGAAGACGUGGCUGCCGCAAAGUGCGUCUGGGAUAUCUUUGGGGCAGAAUCCACCAGGUGCACGAUUGUCCUCUUCACUUGCUUGGAGGAUUUGGGUGGGGACCCCCUGCAUGAGUACGUCCAAAACUCCGACAACAAAAAUCUACGGGAUGUGAUCCAGCAAUGCCGGAACCGCUUCUAUGGGUUCAACAACAAGGCCACGGGAGCCGAGCGGGAUAAUCAGGUCUCGGAGCUGAUGGAGAUUGUGCAGAGAACCAUUUCAGAGAACGGAGGUGGGUACUACACCAACCAGCUGUAUUUGGAGCCCAACCUGACGGAUGGCAUUGUCAAAGCUGUCCUGGCGAAGAACAAAGAAGCCCGAAAAAUGGCAGAGAAUGCUUUGAAGUGGAAAGAAAAAAUUUUAAUGGCUGCAAUCAUCACUACCGCCUUUGUAAUCUUAAUAUAUAUUGUAGUCGAACGGACCCAGGUCUUCAAAGCAUCGUGUGUGAAAGACGGGAAAUGGCAUUUCUACAGCGUCGGGAAAACGUCAAGCAAUUCUGUGUCUUCAACACUCACAGAGGAACUCCGGCUAAUUCUAGUUGGAAAAUCCGGCGGCGGAAAGAGUGCCACGGGCAACACCAUCCUCGACCGGAGAGUGUUUGAGUCCACCUUGACAGCAAAGAUCACCACCCUAAAGUGCCAAAGGGGGCAAAGCAGCUGGCAGGGCUUGACGGUCACCGUGGUCGACACACCAGCCAUGUUUGAUUCUGACAACUACAAUGAGAUUGUGCGACGUGAGGUCAUGGCUUGCAUCGAUGUCUCCCGGCCGGGUCCGCAUGUCCUCAUUUUGGUAACCCAGACGGGACGCUUCACCGCGGAAGACGUGACCGCUGCAAAAUGUGUCUGGGAUAUCUUUGGGGCCGAGUCCGCCAGGCACACAAUCGUCCUCUUCACCUGCGUGGAGGAUUUGGGCGGGGACUCCCUGCAGGAGUAUGUCCGAAAGUCCGACAACAAGAAUCUGCAGGACCUGAUCCAGCAGUGCGGCAACCGCUUCUGUGGGUUCAACAACAAGGCGGUGGGAGCCGAUCGGGAGAGGCAGGUCUUGGAGCUGAUGGAGAUGGUGCAGACAACCGUUUUGGCGAACGGGGGGAGAUACUAUGUCAACCAGCUGUACUUGGAGCACAACUUAUGGGAUGAAUGCAUCAAACUGUUCCUAGAUGGGAACAAAACGGCCCGGAGAAAAUCAGAGAGAAGUUGGCUGCGUAAUCCUUAUCGUGUUGCCGGUGUCUUUGCGGGUAUUGUGUUUUUCAUUGUUAUUGUGAUACAUUUUUCUUAAGGUGUUCUCCUUUCUAAACGUCCGGUGGUCGUAUGUGCAAUAAA
Messenger RNA from Thamnophis sirtalis, 1433 nucleotides. The record is from RefSeq and is a predicted model, not a curated record. NCBI's taxonomy places the organism in Eukaryota, Metazoa, Chordata, Lepidosauria, Squamata, Natricidae.